Doryrhamphus excisus (bluestripe pipefish) is the source of this 10463-nucleotide messenger RNA. The record is from RefSeq and is a predicted model, not a curated record. NCBI's taxonomy places the organism in Eukaryota, Metazoa, Chordata, Actinopteri, Syngnathiformes, Syngnathidae.
AAUGAGGCUCUGUGCACCAGAAGCCAUUUUCACCAUUCAAACAGAAUCCGGCGGACGGAGAGGAUGUGUUGUUGUGCUUGUGUACGUGUGUGUAUGUGUUAGUGUGUUCGUGGGACAGAGCUAGCUGUGGAUAUCCCUUCCUCGCAAACACAAAAACUCGCCCAGAGAAGCGCGUCCGCCGCCGGGAUAGAAAAGCAUGGCUCCUCUGCAACAAAGAGAAAGUCUCCAGUGGAAAGUUUAAGGAGCUCCACUUUUCUUUUAAACUACGGACUCACAUCGUGGAGCCAUGCGCUUCCUUCACGUGGAUUUCCUUUUUAUUUUCAUUUGGUGGAAUUUACCCACGCUGGUGUCCGGCUUCGCGGUUCACCUCAGCGAAGACGCCCGCCCGAGGACGGUGUUGGCCGGCGUAGAGCAGCGCGCGCGGUGCGCUCUGGAUCAGGUGCUGGCUCCCACACCCGCGGAGCGCUUCCUGGACUCGGACCCGGCAACGGGAACAGUGUUUCUGUCACAUUCCAUAAAAUGCGGCUCUUUACGCUCCAAUCCGUUUACUUUGUACACAGUCUCCGACUGCGUGGACUCCGUGGGCUCCGGCUACCGGCACCUCAUCACUAGCCGCUAUGAUGUCCACAUCCACGGGGGGGACUGCUCCAAAAAGCGCGUAUUGAAAUCAGACUGGGACAUGGAGGUGCUUAGUUUAUUGAGUCCUGGUAGCCAUAAACCGGCGCAGUGCCACGGAGCAGGGUCCGCUUUAUUCCCAAUGGGGGGGCUUCUACCUGGGAAACCCACCCGCUGCAAAGUCACCAGUGGAGGUCAUUUCUACUUCUCAGAGGGGAACUUGUUUGCGUCUGAGACUCUAUGCUGGUCUGGGGACACCAUCAUGGAGCUGGAUUUGCUCUGCGACGUCCUGGUUGGAGAUGGAUCUUCCGGAGUGAAUUCAGUUUUUGUGCACUGGCGUCUCGGACGGGGUCCUUUUACUCCGAGACGUAUUAGUAGGCUUUUGGAAAAGGGUGACACGGGCAUGGUGGGCAGAACGAGAAGAAGCAUAAACAGCAGCCCCCAGUUCCAGCCCCCGAUGUACCAGGUCUCCGUGGUGGAGAACAAGCCGUCUGGGACUUCGGUUGUCGCUUUGAAGGCGGUGGACAUGGAUGAAGGUGAAGCGGGUCGCUUGGAGUAUUUCAUCGAGGCGCUCUUUGACAGCCGUUCGAACAACCUUUUCGCCGUGGAUCCACUCAGCGGACUCGUGUCCACGGUGGAGGUUCUGGACCGUGAGACCAAAGAGACUCACGUGUUUCGCGUGACGGCGGUGGACCACGGCACGCCUCGCCGCACCGCUAUGGCGACUCUCACUGUCACGGUCGGCGACGCCAAUGACCACGAUCCGGUUUUCGAGCAACAGGACUACAAGGAAAGUAUCCGUGAGAAUCUGGAAAUCGGAUACGAGGUAUUAACCGUGAGGGCCACGGACGGUGACGCACCGGUUAACGGUAACAUCCUGUAUCACGUCCUGAACGCUAACGCUUCCAAUGACGUCUUUGACAUCGAUUCAAGAUCCGGCGUCAUUCGCACUAAAGGUCUCGUCGACAGGGAAUCACUCGACGCGUAUAUGUUGUUAAUCGAAGCAAACGACCAAGGUCGUGACCCCGGUCCCCGUAGCGCCACAGCUACCGUUUACAUUGUAGUUGAAGAUGACAACGACAACGCUCCGCAGUUCAGUGAAAAACGCUACAUAGUCCAAGUACCGGAGGACACGGCCCCGAAUACAGAGAUCCUGCAAGUGACCGCCACAGACCGGGACCGGGGAAGCAACGCCAUGGUCCACUUCAGCAUCAUGAGCGGCAACUCACGGGGUCAGUUUUAUAUCGACGCUCAAACCGGUAAAAUGGACCUAGUGAGUCAUUUAGAUUACGAAGCAAACAAGGAGUACACGCUAAGAAUCCGAGCCCAGGACGGUGGGCGCCCGCCUUUAUCGAACAUCAGCGGAAUGGUAACGGUGCAGGUCCUGGAUGUUAACGACAACGCUCCCAUUUUUGUUAGCACGCCGUUCCAAGCUACGGUGUUGGAAAACGUGCCACUCGGUUAUUCCAUUAUUCACAUCCAAGCCGUGGAUGCCGAUUCCGGGGACAAUUCCAGAUUGGAUUACCGUCUCACUGAAACGAUGCCGAAUUUCCCGUUUAGCAUCAACAACAGCACAGGUUGGAUUGUCGUCGCUUCCGAGUUGGAUCGAGAAAGUAUGGAUUAUUACAACUUUGGCGUGGAGGCCCGGGAUCACGGCUACCCGGUUAUGUCCUCAUCGGCUAGCAUUAGCAUGACCGUUCUCGACGUCAACGACAACAACCCGGAGUUCACUCAAAAAGCGUACUACAUGCGACUGAACGAGGACGCGGCCGUGGGUACCAGCGUGGUGACCGUAUCCGCCGUGGACCAGGACGUCAACAGCGUCGUGAGCUAUCAGAUAUCCAACGGAAACACUCGAAACAGGUUCGCCAUCACGAGUCAGAGCGGCGGCGGACUCAUCACGCUUGCGUUGCCUUUGGACUAUAAACUCGAACGCCAGUAUGUUUUGACCGUAACCGCGAGUGACGGUACGCUUUUCGACACGACAAAAGUAUUCGUGAACGUCACUGACGCUAACACGCAUCGACCCGUUUUCCAGAGCUCGCAUUACACGGUGAAUAUCAACGAAGACCGGAAUGUAGGCGCCACCGUCGUCGUGAUAAGCGCUACCGAUGAAGACACGGGCGAGAACGCUCGAAUUACAUACUUCAUGGACGAUAGCAUCCCUCAGUUCGAUAUCGAUCCCGACACGGGCGCCGUCACUACACAAAUGGAGCUGGACUACGAAGACCAAGUGUCCUAUACGCUCGCCAUAACCGCACGCGACAACGGUAUCCCGCAGAAGUCGGAUACCACCUACUUGGAGAUACUGGUCAACGACGUCAACGAUAAUUCGCCGCGUUUCCUCAGGGAUCAUUACGUCGCAUCAGUAAUGGAGGAUGUCCCCGUGUUCACCAGCGUCGUUCAGGUGUCUGCAACCGAUCGAGACUCUGGUCUCAACGGUAGAGUCUUCUACACCUUCCAUGGCGGGGAGGACGGCGACGGAGACUUCAUAAUAGAAUCCACAUCUGGAAUUGUUCGAACGUUACGUAGAUUAGAUCGAGAAAACGUUCCCGUUUAUCCUCUGCAAGCUUUCGCUGUGGAUAAAGGUGUUCCCGCUUUGAAGACCCCCAUAAACAUCCAAGUGACCAUCCUGGACGUGAACGACAAUCCUCCGGUUUUUGAGAAAGAUGACUUCGAUAUCAUGGUGGACGAAAACAGUCCCAUCGGUGUCGUGGUCGCGCUUAUAUCAGCGACCGAUCCGGACGAAGGCAGCAAUGCGCAGAUCAUGUACCAAAUCGUGGAGGGGAACAUACCUGAGAUGUUCCAGCUUGAUAUCUUCUCCGGAGAACUCACGUCGCUCAUAGAUCUGGACUACGAAAGCACUUCCGAGUACGUCAUUGUGGUCCAAGCCACUUCUGCCCCUCUUGUGAGCAGAGCCACGGUCCAUAUCAAGCUAGUGGACAAAAACGACAACGUACCCCUUCUUAAGAACUUCCAGAUUAUCUUCAAUAAUUAUGUAACGGAGAAAUCUAGUAGCUUCCCGGCGGGAGUGAUCGGCCGCAUCCCGGCACACGACCCGGAUGUCUCGGACCGACUCUUCUACAAGUUUGAUGUUGGAAACGAGCUGAAUUUGGUGCUCCUCAACCAAACCACAGGGGAGAUCCAGUUGAGUCAGGCUUUGGAUAACAACCGACCCCUGGAGGCCUCCAUGAGGAUCUCUGUGUCAGAUGGCAUCCACUCGGUGUCGGCCCAGUGCCUCCUUCAGGUGACCAUCAUCACAGACGAGAUGUUGUCCAACAGCAUCACGCUGAGGCUGGCCAACACCUCCCAGGAGCACUUCCUGUCCCUGCUGCUCACCCAGUUCCUGGACGGCGUCGCCCGCGUCCUCUCGGCGGCGCCUGAAGAUGUUGUCAUCUUCAACAUCCAGGACGACACCGAUGUCAGCGCCCGCAUCCUCAACGUCAGCCUCUCCGUAGCCGUGCCGGGUGACGCCCCCCAACGACCGCCGGGUCUCGGCGAUUCUGGAGAGGACGCCGUAAGGAGAGGCACGGAAAGUGGCGGCGUGGAGUUUUUCGGUUCCGAGGAGCUCCAGGAGAGACUGUACUUGAACCGCAGCCUUCUGGCUCAGAUCUCCUCUCAGGAAGUUCUGCCGUUCGACGACAACAUCUGCCUACGUGAGCCCUGUGAGAACUACAUGAAGUGCGUGUCGGUUCUGAAGUUCGACAGUUUGGCGCCCUUCGUGGCGUCUGACACCAUCCUGUUCCGACCCAUCCAUCCCAUCGCCGGCCUGCGCUGCCGCUGUCCAGCUGGCUUCACGGGGGAUUACUGCGAGACCGAGAUCGACCUGUGCUACUCCAAGCCCUGCGGAGCUCAUGGCGUGUGUCGCAGCAGGGAGGGCGGCUUCACCUGCGAGUGCAUGGAGGACCACACAGGAGAGCGCUGUGAGCUGUCGUCCCGCUCGGGCCGCUGUGCUCCAGGAGUCUGCAAGAACGCCGGCCUGUGCGUGAACCUCCUGGUCGGCGGAUUCAAAUGCGAGUGUCCGGCGGGUGGCUACGAGAGACCUUACUGCGAGAUGACCACGCGCAACUUCCCGCCACACUCCUUCCUCACCUUCAAGGGCCUCCGUCAACGCUUCCACUUCACCGUCUCGCUCACAUUCGCCACUAAAGAACCAAAUGGUUUAUUGCUGUACAACGGCCGCUUCAAUGAGAAACACGAUUUCAUCGCCAUGGAGAUCAUCAACGAGCAGAUUCAGGUCACCUUCUCUGCAGGCGAGACCAAGACCACCGUAUCACCCUUCAUUGUGGGCGGAGUCAGUGACGGCCAGUGGCAUGUGGUGGAGAUCCACUACUAUAAUAAACCCAUCUUAAACCAGGCCGGUCUGCCUCAGGGUCCCUCAGACCAGAAGGUGGUGGUGGUGACGGUGGAUAACUGCGACCACCCGGUGGCGCUUCGGUUUGGUCAUGUGAUCGGAAACUACACCUGCUCGGCACAGGGAAGCCAAUCCGGAAGCAAAAAAUCUUUGGACCUGACCGGCCCGCUGCUGCUCGGUGGUGUCCCCAAGCUCCCUGAAGACUUCCCUGUCCGUAACCACCAGUUUGUGGGCUGCAUGAAGAACCUGCGUGUGGACAACCAGCGUGUAGACAUGGCCGGCUUCAUCGCUAACAACGGCACGCUUCCCGGAUGCUCGGCCAAGAGACACUUCUGUAACAGCAACUCGUGUCUGAACGGAGGAACCUGCGUCAACCUGUGGGGCUCCUUCAGCUGCGACUGCCCGCUCGGCUUCGGAGGAAGGAACUGCGAAAGAGUCAUGGCCAACCCGCAACGCUUCCUGGGCGACAGCCUGUUGCAGUGGAACAACCUGGCGACGGCGGCCUCCGUCCCGUGGCAUGUGGAGCUCAUGUUGCGCACGCGGCAGGCGGGCGCCAUGUUGCUGCACAUCUCCUCCGGCCUGCAACACAACCUCACACUGCAGCUGCGCGGCGGGAGCGUGUUGAUGGGCCUUCACCGCGGGGAGGAUUCCACUCUCUCCCGUGUGGAGGAGGUGCUGGUGAACGACGGCGACUGGCAUCAUCUGCAGCUGGACAUCAGCAGUCUGAGCGGGCCGGCGGGCCAGCAUAAAGCCGUUCUGUCGGUAGACCACGGACUCUACCUGGCCAGCAUGCAGGUCGACGGAGAGCUGCAGGAGUCCAUGCUGAAGGCUGUCAGCGUUGGAGGCUUGGAGGCGCCCGAUGGGACCAUUCAGAACGGGUUCCAAGGCUGCAUACAAGGUCUCCGUGUCGGAGGAGCUCUGAGUCUCUCCCAGGCCAGGAAGGUGAACGUGGAGGUCGGCUGCAACUUGCCCGACCCGUGUAGCUCCGCCCCUUGUCCCCCCAACAGUUACUGCAGCGACGACUGGGACACCUACUCCUGCACGUGCCACUCAGGUUACUACGGCACCAACUGCACAGACGCCUGCACCCUUAACCUCUGCGAGCACGAGUCGACAUGCGUCAGGAAGAGCGGUUCUUCCCGCGGUUACACGUGUGAAUGUCCACACAACUACUUUGGUCGUUACUGCGAGAAAAAGACCGACCUGCCUUGUCCCCGAGGUUGGUGGGGUCACAAGACGUGCGGACCCUGCAACUGUCCCACAGAACGCGGGUUUGACUCCGACUGCAACAAGACCAGUGGAGAGUGUCGCUGUAAGGACAACCACUACCGUCGUGAAGACAGCGACACGUGUCUGCUGUGCGACUGCUACCCGGUGGGCUCCUUCUCCAGAACGUGUGACCGUGACAGCGGCCAGUGUCAAUGUAAGGCGGGCGUGAUCGGGCGCCAGUGCGACCGCUGUGACAACCCCUUUGCCGAGGUCUCCGCUCACGGCUGCGAAGUCAUCUAUGACAGCUGCCCCCAGGCCAUUGAGGCGGGAAUCUGGUGGCCCAGGACUAAGUUUGGUCUCCCCGCAGCGGUGCCUUGCCCCAAGGGGACUCUGGGUACUGCCAUUCGCCACUGUGAUGAGCACAAGGGAUGGCUGCCUCCUAAUCUCUUCAACUGUACCUCGGUCACCUUCAGCCAGCUAAGAGAACUGUCUGAACGGUUUUCCAAUAAUGCAUCACUGCUGGACUCCGGACGCGUCCAGCAGACAGCCGCCAUGUUGGCCAACGCCACCUUGCACACGGAGAAGUACUACGGCAGCGAUGUGAAAGUAGCCUACGCACUCACACGGAGGAUUCUGCAGCACGAGAGCGAGCAGCAGGGAUUCAACCUCACGGCCACGCAGGACGUGUACUUCACCGAGAACCUGGUCCGUGUCGGCAGCGCCAUUCUGUCCCCGGACACCGUUGCGCACUGGGAAUUGAUCCAGAACACGGAAAGCGGUACGGCCGCCCUGCUGCGCCACUACGAGGACUACGCAAGCGCUCUGGCUCGGAACAUGAGGAAGACCUACCUCAGCCCCUUCACCAUCGUCACGCCGCAUAUUGUCGUCUCCGUGGAUCGGCUGAAAAAGCAGAAUUUCGCCGGGGUCAAGCUCCCACGCUACCAGUCCCUGAGGGGCCCUCGUCCUGUGGACCAGGAGACCACCGUUACACUUCCUGACUCUGUUUUCCAAGCGCCCGUGGACACAAAAGGACACCGACACCUGGAUGUAUUCCCGGAUGCGUCUCUUAGGAACCGCUCCUCCGCCAACCGCAAAAGACGCCAUCCCGAUGACGCCCAAGAGGACGCCGUCGCCAGCGUCAUCAUUUUCAACAGUCUGGCUUCACUCCUACCCGAGAGCUACGAUGCCGACAAGCGGAGUCUCCGCGUUCCGAAGCGCCCCGUUAUCAACACGCCCGUGGUGAGCGUCACCGUGCACGAUAACGACGAAUUGCUGCGGCACGCUCUGGACAAACCCAUCACCGUGCACUUCCGCCUGCUCGCCACCGAGGAACGCUCCAAACCGAUCUGCGUCUUCUGGAACCACACUAUACUCGCUGGAAAGGGCGGCUGGUCGGCGAAGGGCUGUGAGGUGGUUUUUCGGAACAGCUCUCACAUCAGCUGUCAGUGCUAUCACAUGACCAGCUUCGCCGUGCUCAUGGACGUCUCCAGAAGAGAGAACGGCGAGAUCCUGCCCAUUAAAGUCCUGACCUGGAGCACCGUCGGUGUCACGCUGGGCUUCCUCUUCCUCACCGCCGUCUUCCUGCUGUGCCUGCGAGCCAUGCGGAGCAACAAGACCAGCAUCAUGAACAACGGAGCCAUCGCGCUCUUCUUCUCCGAGCUGGUCUUCAUACUCGGAAUCAACCACGCCGACAACGCGUUCCUGUGCACGGUCAUCGCCAUUUUGUUGCACUUCUUCUACCUGUGCACCUUCUCGUGGCUUUUCCUGGAGAGCCUGCACGUGUACCGAAUGAUCAGCGAAGUACGAGACAUCAACUACGGUCCCAUGAGGUUCUACUAUCUGAUUGGAUGGGGGGUACCAGCCUUCAUCACAGGUCUGGCAGUGGGACUGGAUCCCGAAGGCUACGGGAACCCGGACUUCUGCUGGCUGUCCAUGUACGAUACGCUCAUUUGGAGCUUCGCCGGACCCAUCGCCAUGGUGGUAUCGAUGAACAUCUUCCUCAACAUCCUGUCGUCCAAAGCGUCCUGCUCACUGAGACGCCACAGCCUGGACAAGAAGGAGCCUCGCGUGUCUGGCCUGAAGACAGCAGGGGGCGUCCUUUUCCUGGUUUCAGUCACCUGCUUCCUGGCUCUGCUGUCAGUCAACAGUGACGUGAUCAUCUUCCAUUACUUGUUUGCUGGAUUCAAUUGCGUGCAGGGUCCCUUCAUCUUCUUCUUCCGCAUCGUCUUCAGUAAGGAGGCCAGGAAGGCCAUGAAGUACUGCUGUGGACACAAGCACCCUGAUCACAUGAUCAAGUCCAAAUCCUCUCAGAGCUACAAAUGCAACAGCAACUACGCGGACGCCAAGCUGUACCACCUUCCCUUCGGCGAGUCCAGCGCGUCCCUGAACGGGACCAUGCACAGCACCAAGAGUCAGCACAGCUACGUGCCCUUCGUGCUGAGGGACGACGGACUGAGCGCCAGCCAGGCGCACAUCGCCCUCAACGACCACACGUCGCUAUUCCAUGAAAAUAACCGGCAGGCGGAUGACGAUCACGACAGCGACUCGGACAGCGAUCUGUCCUUGGAGGACGACCAGAGCGGAUCCUACGCCUCCACGCACUCCUCUGACAGCGAGGACGAGGAGGGUCCCCUCCCCCCGGACCAAUGCUGGGAGAACCUGGCGUCCAACGGAGCCAAGAGGCCGCAAGCACACGAAGGUAGAACGUGCUGGCCUCAUCCCGCCGAGCUGCCCGACAGACCCAAGAUCAGCCUUGAUCCCAGCCUCCCCAGCACGCCAUCGGAUGAGCGGCUACAGGACGCCGUGACGCCGCUGCUGCCCAACCUCAACGCCCACCCUCACAAAGGGAUCCUGAAGAAGAAGCAGCUCUCGCCGAUCAUCGAGAGGAACGGCUUCAACCGUGACGGCGCCCAGGGCCCGGCGUCCCCUCAAGGCUCGUCCUGUAGCGAGCGGCGGGCUAAAGGCGGCCUGAACGGCGUAGCCAUGAGCAUCAAAGCGGGCACGGUUGACGGCGACUCGUCGGGAUCGGAAAGCCACUGCAACACCUCCAUGUGAGCCUUCUUCCUCCAACCCUGGAAUUUGGGAUUUGAAAGACUUUUUUUUUUUAUAAAAAAAACAACAACUAAAUAAAAAGGAAUGUAGGGCGGCACGGUGGUCUAGUGGUUAGCGCGCAGACCUCACAGCUAGGAGACCAGGGUUCAAUCCCACCCUCGGGCAUCUCUGUGUGGAGUUUGCAUGUUCUCCCCGGUUUCCUCCCACAUUCCAAAAACAUGCUAGGUUAAUUAGCGACUCCAAAUUGUCCAUAGGUAUGAAUGUGAGUGUGAAUGGUUGUUUGUCUAUAUGUGCCCUGUGAUUGGCUGGCCACCAGUCUAGUGUGUACCCCGCCUUACGCCCGAAGACAGCUGGGAUAGGCUCCAGCACGACCCUUGUGAGGAUAAGCGGUAGAAAAUGAAUGAAUGAAUGAAUGAGUUCUCCUCCUAUUUUGUGUGGAAGUGGUAACUUUUUGGCUUCUUAUUUUGGCUUUCCCCAACUUCGGCCAUCUCUGUGUGGAGUUUGCAUGUUCUCCCCGUGCAUGCGUGGGUUUUCUCUGGGUACUCCGGUUUCCUCCCACAUUCCAAUAAACAUGCUAGGUUAAUUAGCAUGACUCCAAAUUGUCCAUAGGUAUGAAUGUGAGUGUGAAUGGUUGUUUGUCUAUAUGUGCCCUGUGAUUGGGUGGCCACCAGUCCAGGGUGUACCCCGCCUUACGCCCGAAGACAGCUGGGAUAGGCUCCAGCGUGUGUGUGUGUGUGUGUGUGUGUGUGUGUGUGCCAAACGUCAGUUUAAAGACAUUGUUUUGUUUACAUACUUGAAUUGUGUUUUUUCAAUGCACUUUUUGUUUCAUUUGCUGCCCUGAUUUUAAUUUUUUUCAUUUUUUUUUAAAUUUUUUUAGUGUAUUUUUGUUCCGAUGUUUAUAUUUUGUGGAACAAUAAAGUUGUCAUUCAGGGAAGAUUGAGCUAAAAGUACUUUAUAAUGUGUCUGGACUGCGUUCGGUGUGUGUGUGUGUGUGUGUGUGUGCCAACAAUCAAGUGAAGGAUAUGUACAUUUUUAUAGACUUUCUUAUCUCCAUCGUUUUUUUUUUGGUUUUUUUUGUAUCGAUGUGAGAGGAGAAAUAUGAAAUAUGAUGAUAUGUUUUCCGUCCAUGAAUUAACAGCCCUGUUUUUUUUAUAGACUAGCUGUGGCGCCUUUGUAAAAAAAAAAAAAAAAAAAAAAAACUUUCUGUGUAAUCCAGGGGUGGGCAAACUUUUUG